This is a messenger RNA of Acipenser ruthenus (sterlet), 2358 nucleotides long. RefSeq lists its product as uncharacterized. NCBI's taxonomy places the organism in Eukaryota, Metazoa, Chordata, Actinopteri, Acipenseriformes, Acipenseridae. The record is from RefSeq and is a predicted model, not a curated record. The transcript is spliced from 10 exons. The coding region runs from base 331 to 1605 and encodes 424 amino acids.
GAAGUGUGAGGGGUGUUCCCGAUUUUUUCUCCCCUCCCGAUGAUCUCAUAACAAAGUAGACGGAAGCGAGAUCCUCAGUUACACGUUAUAUCGCCUUGGAAAUACACCCGUAAGAACUGCCAUCUCGUUUCAAACGAGUGGCAGGGAGGAAGGUGGGUAAGUAGAGGGAGCUUGACAAGCAAACGCAAAAUACAAAACGACAACCGACGGUCCGCGCACGGGGGAAUCUCCAACCCCCAGUUCCCUCCCUCCGUCCCUCCCUCAGUCUUUCCCAGUCGCAGAAGGGUGGAUUUUAUUUUAAAGCAGGACUGACAUGAACUUAGUGUGGGGAUGGCAUCCGUUAAGAGCAAGACAAGUGCUGGAGCUGAACCCGAGGAGGAGAAUGGAGAUUUGGACCAAUCUUUGCAUCAGAUGCUCAAAGCGAUAGCGGAUGAGAAGAACAGGCUGAGUAUCAGACAUGAGAUCAGUGGAUUAGGGAGUUUUGAGGACGACCGGAUAGUGUUCUGGACCUGGAUGUUCUCCACCUAUUUCAUGGAGAGAUGGGCCCCCCGACAGGACGACAUGCUCUUCUACGUGCGGAGAAAGCUCUCCUACGUCAGUGAGGACGACGUGGAGGACAAAAAGCAGGUUGAAGUUGAGGUUUAUCGGAGGGAUUCCAAAAAGCUUCCUGGACUGGGAGACCCAGACAUCGACUGGGAGGACAGCGUCUACCUGAACCUCAUUCUGCAGAAGCUGGAUUAUGUUGUCACGUGUGCCGUGUGCACGAGGUCGGACGGAGGGGACAUCCAUAUUCACAAAAAGAAGUCGCAGCAAGUAUUCGCCUCGCCCAGUAAGAACCCCAUGGACAGCAAGGGCGAGGAGUCCAAAAUGAGCUUCCCAAACAUAUUCUUCAUGAUCGACAGCUUUGAGGAGGUGUUCGGAGACAUGACUGUGGGAGAGGGUGAGAUGGUCUGUGUGGAGCUGGUGGCCAGUGAUAAGAACAACACCUUCCAGGGGGUCAUCUUCCAGGGGUCCAUCCGAUACGAAGCUCUGAAGAAGGUCUAUGACAACCGGGUUAGCGUAGCAGCGAAAAUGGCUCAGCGGAUGUCCUUCGGGUUUUACAAGUACAACAACAUGGAGUUUGUGCGCAUGAAGGGGCCCCAGGGGAAGGGCCACGCGGAGAUGGCAGUGAGUCGAGUGCCGACCGGCGACACGUCUCCCUACGGCACUGAGGAGGACUCGGACUCUCCUGUACAAGAGCAGGUGACUUCCUUCAGUACCCCUCCCACUCCGGAGAGGAACAACCGGCCGUCCUUCUUCUCUCCGUCCCUGAGACGCAAGAUUCCCCGCAACAGGAUCGCUGAGAUGAAGAAAUCCCACUCCGCCAACGAUAGCGAGGAGUUCUUCAGAGAAAACGAAGACAGCGGAGAUCUCCACAACGCCACUAACCUGCGGUCGCGCUCUCUGUCAGGCACGCGCCGCUCUCUGGUGGGCUCCUGGCUGAAGCUCAACAGGAUGGAGGAGUACUUCCUGCUCUUUGCACACCUCACGUAUGUCACGCUGCCUCUGCAUCGCAUCACAGCAGAUAUUCUAGAAGUGCGACAGAAACCGAUCUUGAUGAUCUAGCAAAAGAGAAGGCCCUGCAUUGGAACCUCACUGCCAAGUGCCUCCCAGAGACAAACAACACUACCACCUAGUGUCUGGAAAGAGAACUACAAAGAGAAAGAACAAAAAAAAAAAACCAGCCAAAUCAAAAAGUGCCUCUUUCUUCCUUCUUCAGUCCCGCGUCCCGAAGGGUGUGCAAACGAGAGAUGCUUUCUCUCCGGGCUCAGAAGAGGUCUUCUUCUUGGAGGAGGCAGCUUCAGAAAUCAAAAGUAUAAGGCUUUACGAACAACAUGAAACCGUGUUUACUUGAUUCAAUAUACUGAACAGUAUGUGCUAAACUAUAUCUAUAUGUAAGCGAAAGAGAAUGUGUUCAGGAUUUAAAGAAGAGCCAGAUGGAAUGCCUUCUAUGUUAAUAGAGGGUUUACAGACUGGCCCUGAACUCAUCAAGGGUUCUGCUGCUGUGGCAGAAUCUCGGCUUUUAAUAAGUCUCGUGUUUGUUUUUUCCAUUUCCUCAUGUGUUUGUAAGAUGUGGUGAAAGGGGAGGCCAGUUCAAACCCUCUCGUGUAUGAAGAGUAUGGUAAAGGUCUUCAGGUCCUUUGCUUGUCCUGUGAGAGGGAAUUGAUACAAAAAGUGAACCUUCCAGAAUGACUUGGCUCCCAUUUCUUGUUAUGUAUAAUCUGAAUUUACAAUUGAAAGGCAGAGUAUAAAAGUUGGGUAUUAAAACCGGCAGGGACAUUGGUUUUUUUUUUUUUUUCUUUCUUACCGGCCAGACGA